This is a messenger RNA of Plasmodium knowlesi strain H, 330 nucleotides long. RefSeq names its product delta tubulin, putative. NCBI's taxonomy places the organism in Eukaryota, Apicomplexa, Aconoidasida, Haemosporida, Plasmodiidae. The record is from RefSeq and is a predicted model, not a curated record. The transcript has a single exon. The coding region runs from base 1 to 330 and encodes 109 amino acids.
AUGAUUCUUCGUGGAGAGCUCCAAGAAAAUAUCAACUUCGAUUUGUUUAAGCAUCACGUUCUGUACAACCACAAGUCCCUCUGCCCGAUGGAAAUUUACAUUGAUGAGAGCAGGGACUUUACCUAUAACAGCCUGGCGAUGGUAUCGAACUGCUUAACCCCGGUACCUACGUUGAAGAGGAUUUUGCAGAAUGCCAAGAUGCUCUACGGAACAAAUGCUUACAUGUACCAGUAUAACAGCUAUGGCGUAUCCCAUGACCACGUGCAUAACUCGCUGAUAGCGAUGGAUCAGGUUAUAAGCGGGUAUGAGGGCCUGUCCUGCGAAGUUUAG